UUAUUGCUAGAAAUGUACAUGACUGGUCUUCACUAUUAAUCCCAGCUGAUGGUAGGGAGGGGCUCUUCUGGGAGGCAGCCAUGUGGUGAACAUUGAGCACAGUGUUUUCCCCUGCUUCUCUCCUUUUCAGACAAGCAAAAUUGUUCUAUGCUGCCGUAGAUGCGAACUCCUUGCUGCGCUGCCUCUGUCUCUUCUUUUCCAGAAACUCCAGGGCCUGAAUUACCAGCCGCAGAGAUAUAAAAGCUCUCACUGAAUCUGGAUGGAAUAUGGACAAGGAGAUGAAUAGCAGAAGGGAAGAAAGAGUGAAGUUGGUUAUUUUUCUGGCACAUGGAUGCAAUUACGCUCAGUGCAUUCCAGAGGCGUUCCUUUGAAUCCUGUGCAGGUCUGCCUGCCGUUCCUGGGAGAAAGGAAGAAAAAGGGAGGAAAAGUCCCUCUUGCUUGGAGACGGAAUGUCUGCACUUUCAAUCCUCUUUUUAGCUUCCUGUUCGAUUUGGCUGUCUGAGGCUCAGACUGAAUUUAAGAGAGUGGCUGAAGAAAACGUGACUUUGCCCUGUCACCACCGCCUGGGCCUCCUGGAGCAAGGAAGCCUGGAUAUUGAGUGGCUGCUGCACAUCUCGGAAACGGUACAAAAAGCGGUGAUCACUUACUCCGGAGGCCGUGUUUACGAUGACCUGAAUGAGGAACAGAAAGGGCGUGUUUCCUUCACCUCCAACUUCCUUGCUGGAGAUGCGUCCUUACAAAUCAUAUCCCUGCAGUCCAGCGAUGCGGGGAAGUACAUAUGUAAGGUUAAAAACGCUGGGCAGUACGAAUGGGCCCGCAUCACCCUGAAGGUUGUAGAAAAACCUUCCAAGCCCAAAUGCUGGCUGGAAGGGGAGCUGCUGGAAGGAAAGGAAGUGUCGCUGCAGUGCCGAUCCGCCUCUGGCACAGCACCCAUCUCCUACCGAUGGCAGCGCAUAAACGAGGAAGACGAGAGAGCCGAACAUCUCCCGCCUACAUCCAGAGUCAACAUUUCUAAUCCGGGGCAAGUCCUCCUGAAGAACCUGACGCACAUGAGCACGGGGUUGUACCAAUGCAUUGCCACCAACGAGGCUGGACAGGAAAGCUGCCUUGUUCAGGUGACGGUGCAGCAUGCACAAAACGUUGGCAUGAUCGCUGGAGCGGUUUGUGGCGUGGUGCUGGGACUUUCCCUCCUUUUCCUGGUGGUGAGGCUGACAAUAAGGAGGAAAGAAAAGAAGAGAUACGAGGAAGAGGAGGCACCAAAUGAAAUUAGAGAAGAUGCGGAGGCACCCAAGGCCCAUCUCGUCAAGCCAAGUUCCUCUUCCUCCGGCUCCAGGAGCUCGCGCUCGGGUUCCUCCUCGACCAGGUCGACAGCCAACAGUGCCUCUCGCAGCCAACGGACUUUGUCAACGGAAGCUACUCCCCAUCUGACUCCUCCCCAGUACGGCCAGAGGGAGACGGAAGGGAAAGAAAUCGAGCCAAAGAAAGUUGACUACAAUAACCUGAUGAAAAUGGGAGCGACGCUGGUCAUGGUGCCUGCCCAAAGCCGCGCGUUCCAGACCGUGUGACUGCUCACCAACCCUCUGGAGACUCCUGCUGUCCAGAAACACUUCACAUACCACCAGUCACAUAGGAAUUGUUAGAUUAGUUAUCUUACUGGUCAGCUUAAUUUUAAUCACUUGUGAUUAUUCACCCCACAAGAAGCCCUCCCACUCAACUCUUUCUUACAUCUUCCAGCACUGAGGUUCUGAUACAGAAUUACUUUUUUUUUUUUUUUCAAGAAAGAUACAUUUGAGGGACAAGGGAGCCUUCUUUUUAAAUUCUCUUUUUUUGGAAAUGGAACACUGCGCAUUUUAAAACUACAACAGCUGGGCGCUGUGCAAAUGAAAUGAAGCCAAACCUCAGGAUUUUUUAAAAGGGAACAAUGGAGACAUAAAGAUGCAUAAUAUUCCAGAGAGGUUUUGUGGGGAGGGAAAAGUCUCUUGUACUGGUUUUGGAGAACUUUCUCAAAGAUGCGUUGUCUUACCUGAAGAUUUUGAGGCAGACUCUCUGCUGAGGGUUCUCUGGUGAUCAGCCUCAAAGGGGACAGAGGUUUUCUGCCUUCAGUCUUUUAGUGAAACACUUCUGGAGGCUGUAACUAAAGGGGAAAUGAGAGGAUCCCUUUAAAAGGCAUGUGUCUGAACUCACCUCUCUGCUAAAGAGAAAGGACCCUUUAUGUCAAGGAAACAGGUGCUUUAAUUGCCAGAAUAAACGUAAGGAUGCGCCCGGAGAGAUACGGCCUGGAGCCUGACUCUGCUUUUACGGCCAGCACUGCAAAGCCACAGCGACUCCGCUGGAGUGGUGGGAUCUGUGGCAAAUGAGCCUUAGUGUGAUGAGGAUUGGGCACUGAAUCCAAAAGGAAGGCUCUACCUCCAAAAGCGAGGGCCACCAGUCUGCCAAAAAGCCUGGACGAAGCGUUUGGAAGGUAUUUUUGCUCUCGCCAGGUUGUGAAUUCACCGUUUUUGGGGUGAGCCGUGCUGUAGGAGCCUUAUGGAGAGCUCUUCCCAAGACUGAACAAACAGCAUUCUUGAGCCUGACCUUCAGGCAUCCAGGUAAGACUGAAGGACAGUGACAGAGCACGUAGUGAGGAAAAUACACCAGGAGCAGGUAAACAAGCACAAUGCUGCUUCCAUUAGAAAACAGUUGUGUGCAAUGUCCCACUUCUACACCAAACCACAUGCUAUUGUUGAGGCUUAAACCUUAGCACAACUCUUAAAAAGUAGCAAGAAUCAUAAAAAAUCUUUUCUGGGAUUAGAUUAGCCAGAAUAAACAUUUUCAAGGAAUAGAAAGUCUUACACGUCAAGUUGAAGGCUAAUAGGAAACGAUGGGAGAUAGGGACAGGCUUCCUCUGGAGGCAGAUCUGUCAUUUAUAUUUUCCUCUGAAGGACUUGGCUCCGAGCACUUGUAGGUUCUAGAUUCCUGUAUUCCUGGACUGAUGAUUUUCUAUUUUAAAAAAUUGGGGUUUUUUUUCCAUUUGAGGGAGGGAAGGUUUUCUCCAAUUUGUGGAAUGAGUUUGCCAGCGACGGAUCAGCACAGAAGAACCACAACUCUAUAAUUCUUUCACUCCAGGGACUGUUAUUAACCUCCUUUUCUGACUGAGAUGCGGAAUUUUAGCUUCUUUGCUUGAGAUCUUAGACAUUCUGACCAAAGUCAAGCCCAGCUCAGGCUACUUCCUUCUGAUAAAUAGUUUUCAAACCUGCUCUAUAUGACCUGAGAACUUUUUUCCUCGGAGCAGUCACCCAUUUACAUCGCACGUACUAAAAUUUCACUUGCUCUCUGUAUCCCAGAGUCAACCUUUGUCCUUGGCUGGACAAAGUCCGGAUCCAUUGUGCAGGGAAGGUGGUCUGGAGUCACACAUUUGAAGAGAGGAGAUAUCGGGUGUUGGGCAUUUGAUAAAUUCUAUUUUGUGACAGCUCCUGGUGUUGGAUAGUGUGGGACUGUACCUGUUUUCCCUGGCUGCUCCAGCGGCAGGUUCCUGGACCAGCCGUGUUUUGGUGGAUUUGGUAGUGGCUGUCACUGCUGGGAAGCAGCAGCAGCUCUAAGUGGGAUUGCUCCACAGCUGCUCUUUCCCUGGACCCUGAAGGUUUUAGGCUCUCCAGAACUGGGAAGUCCCAAAGAGCACGAGCAGGGCUGCUCAAGUAGUUUGUGGCUCCUUCCACGGUUGCUUAUUGUGCUUAACGUUACCUGGGUUGCAUCUGAGGAAUCUUACUCUAUGCAUAUAAAACCAGGAAUGCUUUUUUUCAGUAAAGAACACAUGCCUGAGCAACCAAAAGCUUAUUACCCCCAAAUAAGGGUAACAGUUCUAACAGUUGAGCUGUACAGCCCGGGUAGCAAAUGCUGCAGGUUAGAUUUGAGUCACAGGCCAGAGCUGCAAUUAAUUAGCAAAGAGGAGGAUGCUCCGUCCACAGCCCGGGGGCCACUUGCCGCCAGCUGGGAGAAUUUGCCCAGAGAAGUCACACAAGUUGUCAGUCUGAUGGCAUGGGAUGAGAGGUUUAGGAACCUCGGGGAGGAGAAGUCAGUCUGCUUUAUUCCAGCCAUCUCACAGGUGAACACAAAGUCGAUUUUGCACUUCGGUUGUCAGUGUGAAGCCCAAAGGGAAACGUUUAUUACUCAAGGGAAAUACAAGAGAUCAUUUCAAAGGUAUUUUAUUUUCCAAGGGACAUUUUCUGAGCUCCGGAUGAGACCAUCAGGAGUUGCACAAGGGAAGCAAAUGAACCAUAAGCCAAACUCUAUUUUGUAAAAUAGUGUACUUAAAGCAUUUACUGUCAUAUACCAGUUAUUACUAGUGUGAUUAAAUGCAUACAAUGUUACGUAGCUUUCUUUUGUUUCUCAGCAGCUAAACUACGCUUACAUCUCUUCUACCUGCUAUAAUUGGUGCACUUGUACUGUGUCUGAACAACUCAGAGGAAAGCAAAUAUUUAUUAUUGAUUCCUUUGAAUCAAUGAUUUCAUAAUAUUAUUUUUUUUUGGUUGGUUGUUUUAUAAAUAAAUGCUGCAGCUGAAGCGCUACAGCUCAA
This is a messenger RNA of Calidris pugnax (ruff), 4552 nucleotides long. It is a transcript of the gene CLMP, whose product is annotated as CXADR-like membrane protein. The coding region runs from base 450 to 1565 and encodes 371 amino acids. The transcript has 7 exons. Gene Ontology annotation, cellular component: cytoplasmic microtubule; membrane; cell surface. The record is from RefSeq and is a predicted model, not a curated record. Lineage: Eukaryota; Metazoa; Chordata; Aves; Charadriiformes; Scolopacidae.